ACAAACCGGAUAUUAAAAUCAAACCCAGUCUUGCUUUUAUUUAGGAACGUUUCCUGCUGUGUUUUAUUUUCUUUAAAUACAAAAAUGUGGUUAUGUUAUGAGGAAAGGAGGAGGGUUUUGUUAGAAUGCCGGUGGAGAAAAGAAAAGGGAUGCAAAGCUGUUUGACCCGGAAGUGAUUUUGACGCUUGUGGCAGCUGGGUUUUCAUUUUAAAAAUGGCGACCGACAAAGGUUAUGUGUUUAUUAUAUGUGUAAGCUUUAUUCUUACGUUACUAUGGACCCGCGGUCAGUGUCGGCUACAUCACCUGGAGCUUAAGGAUGAUGUCCGUCAGAGAGUUCACCUCAACACGUUUGGCUUCUAUAAGGACGGCUACAUGAGUGUGAAGAUGAACAGCCUGAGUGUGAGCGGUCCUUCGACCGACAGCAUUGACAGCUCCACAAUCGGUUUCAGUUUGGAUCGCACGAGCAGUAACGGCUUCUCCACAUAUCUGGAUGAUGGCUUAGACUACUGCAUUCUGAAGAAGGUGCCCAGCAGUGAUUAUGCAGUAGUUCUCCUUCUGCUGGACUUCAAGAGGAACAGUGUGAAGAUGAAGACGUCUGCAGAGAAUGGGAUGUUUCCUCAGAUCGUGUGUGGUGUUCCAGAGACUGUAGCGGAAGAACAGAAGGCAAAAGAAAAACCUGUUGCUAAGGCUCAAUCUAAGCGUGAAGUAACUGAGAAUAAGUCUGAUGUCUCGUAUCCCUUGCAGCACAAAGACAAGGGCUACUCAUUUCAGUUUUACUUCAAUGUAACGGCAGAUGAGCAGCAAGGCCUCUACAACUUCUACUUCCACAACUGCUUCUCCUCCACAGCUGCCAACCCAGAUGCAUCUUCACUCACUUUUAGCAUUGAUAUCAACAUUGAAGAGAAAAAUCCGGACAGCUUCCUGUCCGCUGGAGAGAUUCCUCUCCCUAAACUUUACAUCUGCAUGUCGGUCUUCUUUCUUCUCAUCGGUACACUGUGGGUCCAUGUUCUCCGAACGCGCAGAGCUGAUGUGUACAAAAUCCACUGGCUCAUGGCAGCUCUUCCGUUCACCAAGUCCCUCUCGCUCAUUUUCCAUGCUAUCGAUUACUACUACAUCUCCAACCAAGGCUUUCCUAUUGAAGGCUGGGCCGUGGUCUACUACAUCACACACCUGCUGAAGGGGGCACUGCUGUUCAUCACUAUAGCUUUGAUAGGGACUGGCUGGGCCUUCGUCAAACACAUCCUCUCAGACAAGGACAAGAAGAUCUUUAUGAUCGUCAUCCCCCUACAGGUCCUGGCAAACGUAGCGUAUAUAAUCAUCGAGUCGACAGAGGAAGGCUCCAGUGAGUACGGGUUAUGGAUGGAGAUCCUGUUUCUGGUGGACCUGUUGUGCUGUGGAGCUAUCCUCUUCCCAGUUGUCUGGUCUAUUAGACAUUUGCAAGAGGCGUCAGCAACUGAUGGGAAAGCUGCCAUCAAUCUGGCUCAGCUGAAGCUUUUCCGCCACUAUUACGUGAUGAUCGUGUGCUAUAUUUAUUUCACCCGCAUUAUCGCCAUCCUCAUCAAGGUCAUCGUCCCCUUCCAGUGGAAAUGGCUUUAUCAGCUGCUAGAUGAACUUGCCACUCUGACCUUCUUCGUCCUGACGGGUCACAAGUUCCGCCCAGCUUCUUCUAAUCCCUACCUGCUGCUGUCUGUGGAGGACGAGGAGGACAUGGAGAUGGAUGAUGUGGUAACCACAUCCACGGCUAUGGGGGAGGGCGUAAAAAAAGUAAAGAAGGUGUCCAAUGGCCCAUCAGAGGAGCGGGAGAGCAUGGCAUGAUGGGACAAACAGUCUGUCCAGGAUGUCCCUGGACUUCAUGGCUAGUUACGACAUGGCAGGCAUUUGAACCUAAACUUGAGGAGGACACGGUGGAAAAUUUCCCACUGGAUGCGCUUAUGCUGGGACGUAGUGUAAUAUCUCUGUAAAUGUUUGACAGACUGUACAAAGACUCACUAACUUCCCCUUCUUUGUAGUUCUAAUGAAAACACUUGGUAUUGUGCUUUUGUCUUUAGUUUAUGCAGGUCGUUUUGCAUUUAUUUAUUAUUUUUAUUCUUUUUUUUAAUUGAUGGUCUCUCUUUCUUUUUUUUUUUCUUUUACUGGCACUUUACCCAACACACUCCGAGUCACUGCAGUGUCACUAUGCAGAUUCCUCUGUAUUCUCAAGAGCCUCAAGUUUACUUACAAGUCUUAUAAAUUUGAGUUGAAUUACUGUUCUCGGAAAGUGACGCAUAAAGCAUGACUGUAUUUCCUGUAUAAAUGUACAGAUCUGAGACAAUUGUACAGAUGCAAGAUUUCCUACCUUACAGGAUGAACCGUGACUUUGUCAUGUUUUCAGUAUCAGUUAUUAUUUUUAUUUGGACGAUUUUAAUAAUGUUUUAUGGGGGAAUCAAAGCGUUUCUUGUGUGGAUGUUGCAAGUGAAUGCACUGGGCUGUAUCUUACAAGUGUAUCAAUAAUUUAAUAAUACUUAAAAUGACAAAUCUUUAAUUAUCAUCAGUGUCAUUUGUGAGAUGGGUUUAUUUUAACUGCUUAAAUAUUUUUGCUUAUUUUAGAAACUUGUGGGUUAGAUAUGUCCUCAGUAUUAAAUUAUCCAGUUGUUUGAUUUAUUUUGAAUUUUUUCUACCUUUGUUUUUUUUUUUUUGUUUUGCAAUCUGUGUGAUGGCGAGCAGAUAUCAGGGAGAAAUGUCUAAUCAGUCAGUCAUCUCUGCAGAUUUUCUAAAAAGCUCCACCAUUUAAUUCCUUUUCAUGUCACAUAGGUAAGAUUCUAGAUGACACAAAUGGAUGCUCUUCUCACACGUAAAAUGUUUUUACACUCGUCAGUGAACAUCACUGCGAAUUCACAUCAUAAGGUUUUAAAAGAAUAUUUAAUUUGCCUUCUUUACACAACACUAAGGGUCAAAAGACAAAUGGGAUCUGAUUUCACAAGACAUCUAGUUAAAUAGAUUUUGGUGUCUAUUUCAGUUUAUUACCAUUUGCUUUUAGCUGCUACGUUCCAAAUAGAACAAUAAUUACAUAGCUUGCAAAAAAAAAAGAGGAAGCUUUUCUCGUUGCUUAAACCUAGCACAAUUUUUGCCAUGUGCUUCUAUUUUGAAUGAUCUACUAUUUACUGUCUUUAUGGUAAUGGUUUCAAUCAGUAUUUGAUCAUUUUGGUGUGGACUUCAUUUGCAUUUUGGAUAUUUGCUGUAAUUUUUGGUUUCUCAGUAUUUGAAGGAUUAAAAGUAAUAUAUGACCA
Molecule: messenger RNA, 3266 nt
Organism: Clarias gariepinus (North African catfish)
Lineage: Eukaryota; Metazoa; Chordata; Actinopteri; Siluriformes; Clariidae
Gene: gpr107
Product: G protein-coupled receptor 107
Exons: 18
Coding region: 214-1815 (533 amino acids)
Biological process (GO): clathrin-dependent endocytosis
Cellular component (GO): membrane; clathrin-coated vesicle; Golgi apparatus
Molecular function (GO): clathrin heavy chain binding
Source: RefSeq, a predicted model, not a curated record